AUGGCCUCUUGGAAGAAGACCAUCACAACGCCCUUCAAAAAAGCUUGCACUUUUUUCAACCAGCAACCGCCAAGGGAUCAAAAGAAGUCGCAAACAGAGCAAGAGAGGCAAGUAAUGGAUCUGCACGGGGAAGUGAUGGCAUGUGGGUAUGAAGAUGUUCAAGUAAUGUGGUCUAUUUUGGAUAAGUCCAAAUCCACAAACAGCAAUAUAACCUCUUCAACCUGA
Molecule: messenger RNA, 225 nt
Organism: Sphenostylis stenocarpa
Lineage: Eukaryota; Viridiplantae; Streptophyta; Magnoliopsida; Fabales; Fabaceae
Source: the annotation of a GenBank genome assembly